This is a messenger RNA of Bactrocera tryoni, 2693 nucleotides long. RefSeq lists its product as uncharacterized. Gene Ontology annotation, biological process: signal transduction; positive regulation of fibroblast growth factor receptor signaling pathway; positive regulation of epidermal growth factor receptor signaling pathway. The coding region runs from base 890 to 2437 and encodes 515 amino acids. NCBI's taxonomy places the organism in Eukaryota, Metazoa, Arthropoda, Insecta, Diptera, Tephritidae. The record is from RefSeq and is a predicted model, not a curated record. The transcript has 6 exons.
UUUGAAAAACUGUUGCAACUGUGAUUUUUCGAAUUAAAAAUUGAAAUUUGUGAAGAAAAUAAAAUAAAGUUCUUUGUAUUGAAGUUGUAAGUGACAAAAAGCAACAACAACAACACCUUAUGUAGCACCUGUGCAUAAAUCUUUACGUCGUGCCACAUUCCUCAACCAUUUGUGGCAGUUCUCCCUAAAAGCCCCUUCGACACUAAAAAAAAUAAAUCGUGGUGUGAAAAAAAGCAAAAAUAAAAUUAAAACAACAAUAGCAACUGCUAAAGCAAAGUGAGUUCACAAGUGCAUAAAUAUUUUUUUCCAUGCAACACGUCAUUUGUGCCGCAUACUUACGCAUACAUAAGUGCAUAUGUGAAAAUAACAACAACAAUAGCAAAAGUUGUGCAAAACGUGCGUGUCUAUCAAGUGAAAUCGGCUUAAAGGCAAGCCGCUCAGCGCCGCAAGUGGAUUACGCAUUGAAAAAAUAAGCAAAAAUAACAAAAACAACAAGUGAGAACAAAAACAACACGUGAAAACACAAACAAAAGCAAAUCAAUACAGCGCACACAAAAGGGCAUUGAAAAAUAAUAAUUGCAAAAACAACAACAAACAUCAACAAUUAUAUGCAUAGCUCCGCAUAGCAUACAAUUUACACUUGUGGCAACGUGCAACGCUUUCGUUACGGAUAUUGCCACAUUGCGCGACCUUGUGGAUUAUUGUGUGUAUAGCAGCACCGUGUUGCUUGCAUAAACAUUGUUGCCGCAUCGCUUUGUGUGUGUGUGUGUAAUAAUUUUCUACUUUAAUUGAAAUUGUUGCACAACUCUUUGGCGUAAUUAUUUAUUGGAUUUAAUCGAGAACUCUACGCUGCAUUCUACACUUUGUCGUUCAACGGAUAAUAUAAAAGAUGUUGAAACACGUACAAAUUUCGCCGCUUCGCAAUCGCUCCGAUUCGGUUUCACUACGCUCGUCCUGCGCUUCAUCGAUAUGUGGUAGCCCGGAGCCGCCAACUGAGCUGCAGCGCACGCCCUCACGCGCAUCCAGCUAUUCAAGCUUGAGCGAACAACUGCCACAGACGACCAUCAAAGUUUUUACGAAUUGUCUAAAAAUCGAUAUCGAAUAUAAAACACUAGGCAUACAAUGGGACACCACCAGCAAGGAAGUUAUAACACAGCUGCUCAGACGCUUGAAAAUGCGUCAUCGCGAUCCACGUCUCUUUUAUCUCUCUAUGGAAGUAUCAGUGCGACGUGCUGGUGUGAAGACCAUACUCGUGUUAGACGAUGAUACACGACCGGCUAUACUACAAGCCUGUCACCCGAAAGGCGAGUCAAGAUUCUGCUUGCAAUUAAAGCCAGGCGGCUUAAUUCGCGUGCACACUUCGGCCCUACAACCCUCCUCACAAUAUAAAUCUUUGGUUAUCUCCGAGGAAACAACAUCGGAUGAGCUACUACAACUGCUGCUUUCUUGCUACAACUCCAUGGAACCCGUUGAACAGUUCUCUAUAUAUGAAGUCUGCCCCGGUCAGGAAUAUCAACGUAAAUUGCAUCCCGAUGACAUACCCUUACGCGCUCAAUCCGAACGCAUGCGUCGUGGUGAAACCUGCCAUUUUCUGGUACGACGCAAUCCGAACUAUAAUCGUCGCCGCCAACUGCUUGCCACGCUCAAUGGUCUAACUAGCAACGGCACUAACAACAACAACAGCAAGUCUUUUGAUACCAAUAGCACCGUUUCCUCAUUGGAGGAUGACACCAGUCUUUUAGAUAUAUCCAUCGAGUCUCUAACCGACGAUCUACACAGUUUAAUGGCUAGCGAUGAAGAUGAAGACGGCGCCUCAUCCAACUCUGGCUCAUCGGAUACAUCCUCUGAGGGUUCAACUGGUAUGCGACGCACGCCUUCCACACUCUCCGUCGUACCAAUACAACCGCAAUUGAAGUCAAAAGCCGUCGCCGUCAUCGAUGUGUGUCCGAAGUGUCGCAAUACAUUUAAAUCAUGCGAAUUUUGUCAUAAAAAUUCGUCAAUGAUGAUGCAAUUACAGCGUUCGAACAGCACCUCGAGUAGCAGUAGUUGUGCCACUACCAAAACCUUACAAAUGCAUCUGCCCAGCUACAGCCCCGUGUACAAUAUACGCGAAAUACGCACAGCCUCGCACAGCUUUUCCGCACUCGGCAAUGACAAGAAGCUGCUGGAUAUACAGUUGAAUGGACGCUUCGAUACGAGCGCCUGCACGCGGCUACGUCCACAAAGCGUCUGUGUAGCGCGCUCCACGCGCAUGCUCACCGACGGCAAUGGCAACAGCAAUGCGGCGGAGGGCACGUUGACAGCACAGGCUGCCAAUGAUUUGAAUGGCAAUAAUGUGUCAGCUGGAGCCUCGUCGAUGUCUGCGGCGUCUUCGGUUGGCGGCGAGAUGGUGAACAAUCAUCCCGCUAAGGGUUUGGGGCAUUUCGUCUAUCUGUAGAUAGCUUUUAUGGCGUUUUAGUGUAAUGCUGUGGGGAGUUGCGUUCUGUAUUCUUCACAUAGACUAGUCAACUAAAAGAAAGUGAAAAUUUGGAAAAUAUUUCGUUUAAAUAGUUUUUUUUAGAAAUUUUUUUCGCAGAAAUUCAGUUGUAUCGUUGGAAUGUUGAUCUAAGCAUUAAAUUAUAAGAUAUCAGAUGUCAGAGGGACUGUGCGAGGGACGUUUAAGAAUUUGUUCUAUUACUUUUUUCCUUUUAAAA